This is a messenger RNA of Owenia fusiformis, 1189 nucleotides long. The record is from the annotation of a GenBank genome assembly. NCBI's taxonomy places the organism in Eukaryota, Metazoa, Annelida, Polychaeta, Sabellida, Oweniidae.
AAUCUGGAAGAAGCAACUGGUGGAUAUAAGCGAGAUAACAUUAGAAAUGAAGGGAGUCAAACACAUAUGUAUACCAGCUCUAAAUGUCUUACUUCUUUGGAUUGGUUCAUUUGCGGAUGAGUUGAGGAUUUACAAAUACUUGGACGAAAAGGUUUUAUAUCCAAACAUUGAGAAUGGUUUGUCAAUCCCAUGUGCGGGCAGAGAUGUGCCACUUCUUUUCCCCCCACCCGCGUUCUCUCCACCGUCUCCCCCAUCAAUGACGUCAGAGGAUGUAUUGACAACGGUAAUAUUUGAUCAGAACGGAUUUGGAAUCCACGAAACGAAAACGGCAGAAACAGAUUCAAAAUCUACCAAACAGCCAAAUUUUGGACCGAUGCCAGGUAUAAAGACACUAACUGAAAAUGACUCAUCUCAGUCUAUGAAACUAAACACAUCUGCUACCAGUUCGACGUGUGGAAGAGGAGCCAUAGGACCAACGGGGCAGCGAGGAGAGCCAGGACCUCCUGGACCGCAAGGUUUGCCGGGUGUACCUGGUCCUGUAGGCCCCAUUGGAACAAGUGGUUUUCCCGGCCCACCUGGUUCCCCAGGACCUCCCGGCAAAGCCGGGGAACCAGGCCCACCCGGGCAAAGAGGGCCACGGGGAAAGCGGGGACGCUCUGGGGGAUACGGAAGUACAUCAGAAAAAAGAGGCGUCACUGGUGCCAAAGACAACGGAUCAUCCGGGGUUCUGAUCUUUCCUACUGCCGAGAUGAUGUAUGGCAUUGCGGUGGAGGGCUUGAUUGCUUAUAGGACAGAUACGAAGAGGCUUUACUACAGAGAUCACAUCACGUGGAGGGCAAUACGGAUGUCAACGUGUGGUGACCGAGUGAUCGAUUGGGAUACUGGAGAGGAAUGUGAUGAUGGCAAUUAUAUCAAUGAAGAUGAUUGUGUGGGGUGUAGGAGGCCGUUUUGUGGAGACGGUUAUUUGCACGCAAGGAAGGAGGAGUGCGAUGGUACAGAAUUCGGAGGAAAAACAUGUUCCAGCAUGAAAAAAGGGUGGACUGGGGGACUCUUAUGUAGCCACAACUGCAGGAUAAUAACAAGCAGGUGUAGAAAACGUACCUAACUAAAGUAAUAAGUAUGAAACGUUCCUUAAUACAACUACACGAUAAUAACUAGCAGAUGUAGGACAUGUAUCUGACUACAGCUU